CAGUGCAGUCAGGGCUGCAGCCUCAUAAAUACAUGGUUCUCCCUGCGAGCGUCAGGUCGGGUAUUGUUCUCUGAAGGGUCGCGGCGAACUUCACCUUCAAGAGCCAGUGCGUGGCUUCACCGGAGCACCAGGGGGCGACUGGUCAGCUGGAGUCAACGAUCAUGCUCCACUGACUGUUUUAGCAUCUCGCGGCUACAGCGUUCGCUCCGCGGCAGCGGCUCGACGCGGGUCUGUGGGAGCUCGGUGUGGAUGUGCGAUGGCGGGAUCCGGCCGACGCGCAGCGUGGACGAGAACAGUGUGAGCCCACAGAUGGACCCCCUGUGCAACGGAACAAAAGGCGAAGGUGGCGGUUCCAUUUCAGAACCACCAGCCAAGCUGUCUCGAAUGGAACUUAAUGGUGCCGGACCGUCCGCCCAGGACCGGAGCAGGCAAGGGAGCCCUGGAACCAAAAACCCUUGGUUGGCUCAGAAGCACGCAGCAAUGAGACAACAAGCCAAAGGAAGCUUGCUGCCCGUCUUCUGUGUUGUGGAGCACACAGAGAGACUCGCUGAGGGGGAGAGGAGGGAGGAACAAGCGGAGUUCGUGUUGAUCAAGAAGGAUGUCCUUUUUAACCAGCUGAUAGAAAUCGCCCUGCUGACUCUGGGCUACUCUCACAGCUCUGCCGCACAGGCCAAAGGGUUGAUCCAGGUGGGCAGAUGGAACCCAAUGCCGCUCUCUUGUGUAACAGAUGCUCCCGAUGCCACAGUGGCAGACAUGCUGCAGGAUGUUCACCAUGUCAUCACCCUUAAAAUACAGCUUCACAGCUGCCCUAAAUUGGAGGACCUGCCAGCUGAGCAGUGGACUCACGCGACAGUGAGGAACGCUCUGAAGGAGCUUCUGAAGGACAUGAACCAGAGCUCGCUGGCCAAAGAGUGUCCUCUGUCUCAGAGUAUGAUAUCAUCGAUUGUAAACUGCACAUACUAUGCAAAUGUGUCAGCUGGAAAGUGUCAGGAGUUCGGCCGCUGGUACAAACACUUCAAGAAGUCCAAAUGCAAAGAGGCUGAAAACUUCACCGACCCGUCCACACUGAUAACCCCCAUCCAGCAGCCAGUCACUGCCUCCACUGCAGAUCAGAGUCCUGGACUUCACUUCCCUCACGGCGGAGUUCCCAACAUCUGUGCUCGUGCUUCUCUGGGUCUUCACCCGACUCAACCUUUGAACCGACCCCAGCAGCUCAUGAUGGCCCAGGUCCUCAACCAGCAGUACGCUGUUAGCCUCAUGCUAUCAGGUCAAGGCCUUUCCUCCGCUCCACCGCAGUUUCUCAACCACCAUCCUGUAGGGAGGCCCCCAAAAGUCUUCUCCAAAGCUGCUGACCCGCAAGUCCCCCAGCAGUUCGCUCUGUGUGACAGCCCUGCAGCAGGCCCCCAGAACCAGAAAACAGCUUCUAAUCUCGGCCAAGCAGAUGUCCCCGGUGAUAUCUACCACUGUGUCCGCGAGGAGCUGAAGAGGGCCGGCAUUUCCCAAGCCAUCUUUGCCAGAGUGGCCUUCAACCGGACCCAGGGCCUACUUUCUGAAAUUUUGCGCAAGGAGGAAGACCCCAAACAUGCGUCCCAGUCUUUGCUUAUCAACCUGCGCGCCAUGCACAGCUUCCUGCAGCUUCCUGAGGUGGAGCGGGAGAGAAUCUACCAGGUGGAGAAGGAGAGAAGCCUGACUGGGUUCACAUGCACCUCACCACCCAGACCCACCCAGACCAGACUGUCCCCGACAGCGGAGCGGGUUCUGUUGGCUGACAGUUGCGUCCUCAACUCGUCCAUCUACGAGGAGAUCCAGCACGAAAUGAAGCGAGCCAAAGUGUCUCAGGCCUUGUUUGCCAAGGUGUCCGUUUCCAAGAGUCAGGGCUGGUUGUGCGAGCUGCUGCGCUGGAAGGAGGAUCCAUGUCCCGAGAACAGGACCCUGUGGGAUAACCUGUGUAUGAUCCGGCGGUUCCUCAGCCUGCCCCAGGCCGAGCGAGACGCGGCAUACGAACAGGAGAGUCUGUCUCUGACGGCCCAGCACUGCAGCGAGAGGAUUUCCCUGCUGAGUAACGACAACGCUCUGUUUCAACAGGACUCGCUGCUUCACCCACCACAACCCCAUCAACUGCUGAAUCGGGAGGCGGGACCACAUUUGUCGCCACGGCAACCAAGUGCUGCAUCUCCUCCUGGGUCUGACGUGGGCUGGAAAUGGGGAUUCCGAGUGCAAAUGGAGGGCAGGGGGAGAAACGCUGGCGAAAUCGAGAUUAAGUCUGAAGAGGAAGGAGAGGACGCUGUGAUGUUGGGUAACGGCGAAGGAUUUGAUGAGCCUAUGAUGGAGGACACCACUGAAGAGCCACCAAACGACCACAAAGUGGAGGACAGAGUGGGUGACAGAACAAUUGCCUCUUUCAAGAAGGAGUUUGACGAUAAAUGUUCCAAUGUGAAGCAGGAGGAUGGUUUGGGCGCAGGAAGACAAGGAUUCAAAGUCCAGCUCCAUGAUCUUGGGUUGAAAGUGUCUCAAGAGGCUGUGAGGAUCCUGCAGAGCUUCAUCCAGGAUGUGGGUCUGAACCCCGACGACGAGGCCAUUCACACGCUGUCCGCUCAACUGGGCCUGCCCACACAAGCCAUACGCAGCUUCUUCAUUAGCCAAGACCAGGGCCAGUGCUACAGUGCGCUCCAGAAGCACAUGAGAGGAAACCAGAGCUGCGGUUUGGACAACUCCUUGGAGGUCAGAAGGACUCCGAGCCGGGAUGACGCAGAAACAGGCAAAAUCGACUUGAGCUUGAUAGCAACUUUGAAAGGCUCAGAUGUUUGCACCCAGACUAUUUUAGGACUCAAGGAGGAGCAGCAGAGCUACAUCUGACCCUGAAGCAGAGACUCUUUAGCCAUAUGUUUCCUCUGAACUCAUGUGGUUACUCAACACAUCCUCAUUCCUCACGCAAGCAGACAAGUGUUCGAGCUGACGUGGUGACGGACCCAUUUUAGGACGUCUGUUGUCUUAUAUUUUAAAAUGACACCAAAAGAGUGUUACUUCAUCCAUGCUAUUCUUAUAAAGUAGUCACCUGUGUGCAGAUUUCCUUUGUCAUCAUAAGCUCAAAUUGAUGUGAAAAAAAAAUGAAGCAUCCAAAAUAUUGAUUUGAGUUUAUAUGCCCCUCUCUAAUUUCAGCCUUCUGCAUCCAGACUCUCUUUCUGUGUCUGUCCUGUAGCCUUCACAUUUAGGGUUAUACUCUUGUUUACGUCAAUGUAAACAACUGUGUUGCACCUCAAAAAUACCUGACUUGCAGGAGUCCAGAAGUGAAUAAAACUUUUUGCCCUGUCGUCAUUUUUGUUUUUAGAGAUCCAUCUAAUAUGUAAAUAACAUUUUGAAAUAUUUAUUCAAAUAGUCAUGUCGCCUAAACUCCAAAUGCUUAUUACUAUCAAAGCUCAGCAAUUGUGUGCUACUUUUCUAACGUCCAGAGUUUGCUAACAGGACUUUAGCAAGAAGCGAGUGCAACGUUAUGUCUCAUGUUCAAGUCCAGGACGUGCUUUCUGAUCUACCGAAAUAAACUGUAGCAGGUAUUAGCUUUGAAACCUGACAUGUUGUCAGUCCCAGUAGUUUCAUUGUAGGCGACCUAAUAAUGAGAGCUCAUCCCUGUUUAAAUAUGUUUGUGUAACUAUUCCUGCCAAAAAUGCCUUACAGAAGAGUGGCACUGUCCGAAGGUUUUUCUACUGUCCAUGCUAUUGUCUUUUUCUAUGUCUACAGUACAUUUAUGAUAGUGUCCGAGUCAGACCUGGUUCUUUUAUACAAACUCCUCUUUCUUACAUCACAUGUUCGUGAACAGCAACUGGAUCUCCUUUUCCAUAGUUUGUUUGGUAAAUUCUCUACUUGCAUGUGUGUGUAAAUACUGAAAAAUGUAAAACGUGUUAUGUCCAAAAUAUCCUGUGCUUGUCAUAAGAAAUUGUUUUACUGUUAAAAGGUUCAUUACAACAAUAAAGAGCAGCU
This is a messenger RNA of Synchiropus splendidus (mandarinfish), 3975 nucleotides long. It is a transcript of the gene satb1a, whose product is annotated as SATB homeobox 1a. Gene Ontology annotation, molecular function: DNA-binding transcription factor activity, RNA polymerase II-specific; RNA polymerase II cis-regulatory region sequence-specific DNA binding. The record is from RefSeq and is a predicted model, not a curated record. Bases 250 to 2856 code for a protein of 868 amino acids. Gene Ontology annotation, biological process: chromatin remodeling; regulation of transcription by RNA polymerase II. NCBI's taxonomy places the organism in Eukaryota, Metazoa, Chordata, Actinopteri, Syngnathiformes, Callionymidae. The transcript has 11 exons.